CAGAGAGAGAGAGAAUUGAAUGGGAGAUGGGAAUCACAGUAUGUGGGGGCAUUUGCCCCUUCUAGUGAGAGCGAACUCCAAAGAUUCCGUUGAGUACUUACUCCAAGCCCUCUGGCGCACCCGCCGCACCGGCCUUGACUCCGCCGACCGUCAAAUUUUCCGUGAUAUCCUUCAACUCCCCACCGAUUCCGACCUCGACCCUUUAUUAGUGUGCCUACGAGUGUUGAUCCGAAGAUGCGUUUAUGACAAUGUUAACAAAGACGAAAUACAUAAAUUGUUCCCUUCCGAAGUCCUGCCUGAAUUGCAAAGAUUAUUGACACUUCUACUCCAAAAGUUCCAAAGAGAGUGGCGAGAGGAUAUAGCAAAUGACGAGGUCAUCUUGCCCCGUUUGAAAUCAAUGACAUGGAACAUGGCAAAUCAGAAUGUCGAACAGAUGGAGCCUUCGGCUGUUAUUAACUUGAAGCUUCAGAAUGAUGGUCAGACGAACUUGGGCGAAAGAGACGUGAAAUUCCAGCUGGCGAAAGAUACUAUGGAGAUGAUGUUGAAGUCCAUGUAUUGUAUAGAAGACCAGAUGGCUGAACCUGGUGAAACACAAGAGAGACACGUACGUAGUUCAUAAUUCUAACGUGGCUUAAAAGCAGCCAAUGAGAAAGUUUUUCCUUGUUUUUUUUUCGUUUACAUUUGAGGUGCCUCAAUUAUACUUACGUGAUCUGCCGAUCGGUGUGGCGCUUCUUCGACCCUGCUUCCGAUCUUUGGGAGAUUCAGUAGUCGGUUUUUUGUGCUAAACUUUAAUCCAUUAUGUUUAAUGUUAUUCUGGUGGCACUUGUUUCAUAUAUAUACUUCAGCUCAAUAAUUUUGCCUCUGUAAAUUCCUUUGCUUGAUUCUGCACUUUUGUUUCAUAUUUUUAUUUUUUAUUUUUUCA
Messenger RNA from Erythranthe guttata (spotted monkey flower), 922 nucleotides. RefSeq lists its product as uncharacterized. NCBI's taxonomy places the organism in Eukaryota, Viridiplantae, Streptophyta, Magnoliopsida, Lamiales, Phrymaceae. The record is from RefSeq and is a predicted model, not a curated record.